Messenger RNA from Thalassophryne amazonica, 3008 nucleotides. RefSeq lists its product as uncharacterized. Lineage: Eukaryota; Metazoa; Chordata; Actinopteri; Batrachoidiformes; Batrachoididae. The transcript has 11 exons. Bases 215 to 2356 code for a protein of 713 amino acids. The record is from RefSeq and is a predicted model, not a curated record.
GCUUUAUUAGCAGGGUUUAGCGCGUCCUUUUACAAACUUUGUGAAACGUUCAACAGGAGGGAUCUGCCGUAUGUCCGGAUAAACGCGUGCGGAAGGACUCGUGAUUUGACGGCGGCUCUGUACGUCUGUUUAUUCUGGUUAGCUUAGCUUGCUAGCUGGACACUUGGUCGGUGCGUUUUGUGUUUGAGAAACGAUUUGAAUCAUAGAGCCAAAAAUGUCAAAAGUCCAAAUCCUGAGAGCGUUGGUGAACCAGCGACUGAAUGCAGCCGCCGAAGAGAUAUUUGGACUGUUUGAAAGAACCAUAGCAGAGUACGAGGAGGAACUUUGUCGUUCCAAACAGGAAAACGACCGGCAGCGCCACCUGCUGGACGCCACCGCAGCAGACAGACAGCAAAUACUGGUGGGUAAAGAACAGGGUCCCACUGCAAAGCAGGACCAGGAGGACCCAGAUCCCCCGCACAUUAAAGAGGAAAAUCUGGAACUCUGGACCAGUCAGGAGGGACUUCAGCAUCAAGACCAGGAAGUGGCUGAGAUGAAUUUCCAACUGACUCCUGUCCCAGUGAAGAGUGAAACCGAUGAAAAGAAACCUCAGGCGUCACAGCUUCAUCAAAGGUCAGCCGAUUACAACGCAGAGACACAGCCGGGAGCGGACUAUGAAGCAUCACACUCACACAGAAACUCAGAUCCAUCCAUGUGUCAGCAGCCGCCCUGGAUCUUAGUCCCUCAAACAUCAGAAAUGCUGUUCAGGAUUCAGUAUCGAGGACAGCAGCAGUACAUCAAACUGAACCGAGCUUCAUACGCAUCGUUUCUGAAACAAGCAAAAGAGACGUUCAACAUCCCGAGUGAGAAAAGAAUCUGUCUGGUGGAUGAAAUGGGGACGGAGGUGGACGAGGACGUGUUCAGUGACGUGUUCUGCGAGACAUCGGACAUCCUUUGGACUCUUGUUGACGCCUGUUCAGCUGAUGAAUCUUCGGUGCUGCCGUCCUGUGUGGACGCCAUCUCGCUCUCCUCAUCACUUUCUUCAGACAGCGAGACGUGUGGGGGGGCACCAAAACGCCUGAGAAUUGAAGAGGCUUCAUUGGGGUUGCACAGACAACCUCAGAUUGACGACAGUUCCUCACACGCGAAAGAGCUCGUCCAGAGACUUCUGGAAACGAAGCCCGGAGGGGAGAAAAUCCUUCAGGAGUACACGCUGCAUGGAGAGAUUAAAGACCCACUGCGACGGAAACUCGUCAACAUCGUAGUCGGCGCGAUGAUUCAGGAGUACGGGACUGCGCCACCUAUGGACAUCAGGACGCAGUACGCUCUGGGGAUUGUCACUCUGUUCCCUUGUCUCAAAGACCCCUUCUCUCUGAAGGGUUAUGAACAUUUUUUUGAUGCUGAAAGCAACCGGGGGUACAUCGCAUGGAAACUUAAAAAUGUGCAGCGGGAGCUCAGCUGUGGCGGGCAGAGAAGUAAAAACAGAAAAAGACGGAACAGCAGCUGCAACAGUUCCCGUAAGGAUCCGCCGUGCAGCAGCGGGCCGGAGGUGGAGCGGGAGGUGACCGCGGAGCAUCAGCUGGAGGGUGAGCCGUGCCUGGAGGCCAUGACGGCGCUGAGGCACUGCACUGACGAGAAGCAGAUCUUCUUGAAAAUGAAACAAACUUUCAAACGCAGACAGAAGUUAGUUCACGAUCCUGACGACCGCAGCACCGUGCUGACAGGCUUCCCAAGAUUCCUCGACACAAAAGGCCUGGUGCUGCAGGACUUCCAGCUGUUAUUUGGGGAAGAGACGGCUUCAAAACUUCUGGAGAAGUGGAGAACAUUCUUGAAGCAAAAAGUCAUAAAAGAAGCCAACAAUCUAAACCGGACUCCCACGCUGGAGUCCCUCAUCCAAUCUGCAGAGGAAAGCCCAGUUGGGGAGGACAGUUUAUUAGCGUGGGACAGUGACAUGUCCUCUCUGCUGCUGCUGGUCUACCUCCUGCCUCCACCGCCCAGUGGGAAGAGAGGUGUGAAGAUCAGCUCCCGCGAAGCCGUUAGUCGUGUUAUCAAGUUCCACGAGUCCUGCCACAGCCACCAGGAGGCGUUGUCCUCGGGUCCAGGGAGGCAGCCUUACAUCCUGGCAGUUGGGACGUCAAGAAAAAGCAUCAAUGAGUACUUCAUCGUUUUGGACGGUCUGCUCAUUCCCUGCAAGACUAAUUCCUCUCUCUCGGCUUUUGACGAACUUUUCAAAACUCAUUACGUGUUUGGCCUAUCUUACGACCAAGCUUUGAAGAAUAUGUACACGUUUGUGCAGACCACCAUUUAUAACAUCGACGUAGGUCUGUGCCAGGAAAGUCCCAGGGUCAAGGAUCUCAGGGCCAAGAUCCUUAACUGAUUCACACGUUAGCCUGUGCCUCCAUCAGAGUAGUUUGGCUUCUGGGGUCACGUGUUUUAACACUGUUGGUAACAUUUCAACUUUUUAAAUGUUCUCACAAGUUAUGUACAUUUUUAGAUCUUAAAACCAUCUCCACCGGUAGAGGAAAAGUUUUAGUCUCCAGUGACACUGCACGGUUUGGUGGAAGAUGUCAGAUUGUGAUUGUUGUGGGAAAUUCUAUGAUUUGUCAUAUGGUAAAUGUAAUGCUGCCCUCGGGUCCAUACGUUUUUGGACGCUGGUGUACUAGUUGUGAUUUUGCGUCUGUUCACUACAGUGGAGCUGAAAUGAAGCAACAUGUUCACGUUGUGUCAACUUUCCGCUUUAAGUCAAGGCCGGUUCAAUAAAAAUGUCACACUAAGCUUUUAGGACUUACAGUCAGUUAUACACGGACCCUCUGACUACAAGUUAUUGGUGAAAAUACAUAAAUAAGGAAUAUUUGUUUUAUACAAAUAAUCAUUUUUACAGCCACUUUUGAAAAGUCGGGGGAUGAACACAUGAAAAUUUCCAAGCCACUGACUAUAUUGUGCAGUGGAUCCAGAAAGUAUUCACAGCACUUCACUUUUUCCACAUUUUGUUAAUGUUACAGCCUUAUUCCAUAGUGGAAUAAAUCCAC